CGCGGAAUUAUCUAUAAAGCGUCGCGUCACGCUACGUAAUUCAUUGGACAAUAGAUAUAUUAAGUGAAAAUUUCCAAUAAUGAGUUCUUUCUCUGGGAAAGUCAAAGAAUAUCCUCACAUAUCAGUGGACAGAUUUGAUGGUAGGAACCUGGCCAGUACAGCUUAUUUCCUCAGUCAUGCACAUUCUGACCACAUGGUGGGCCUGUCAUCCCCCCAAUUCCUGGACCACCUGGAGAGCAACCAAGGAGUUUACCUCUACUGCUCCUUCAUCACGGCACGCUUCCUGCAAGCCUCCAUACGACACCGGCCACUGAGCAGUUAUCUGCGGCCACUUCCUCCUGACGAGCCUGUCAAGAUAUCUGUUCCUACUGUGGCCAACGAGCCUCCUCACUCCCUCACUGUGACGCUCAUUCCUGCAGGCCAUUGCCCAGGCUCUGUCAUGCUGCUGCUGGAAGGCAGAGGAGGUACUGUGCUCUACACCGGCGACUUUCGGUUGGCUGUUGGUGAGAGCAAUCAGCUGCGCGCGCUGCACAAUGCUGAUGGCUCCGUCAAGACUCUGCACUCACUGCACAUCGACACAACUUUCUGUCACCGGCGAGUGCUGAGCUUCCCUUCACGUCAGGACAGCGCUCAAGUUAUUGGUGAUCUGGUUGAGGAGUGGCUGGCUCAGGGCAACAACCAUCUCAUCCACCUGCUCUGUCCUGCCAAGUAUGGUUACGAGUUUGUGUACCGGAGUCUGCAUGAGCGCUUCAACAUGCGCAUCCACGUGAACCGUUGGACGUACCGUAUGUACGACACCGUGCCGGAGAUUCAGGACAGUCUCACCACUGACGCUACGGAGACGUGGAUACAUGCCUGCGACUGGAGGAUGGAUGAGAAUAGCUUGUCCAGCAACAUCUUCGAGAUUUGUCAGGUCUCGGAGGGCGGAACGUUCUGCCGCGUGCUGCUGUCUAUGCACGCGAGCUGCUCUGAGGUGCUCGACAUGGUAGCCUACCUCCGGCCUAGGAAGGUCUACCCCAACGUCAUACCCGCCAACAGCUCCAAGCAAGAGGUGCUGUCGCUGCUUCACGAGGCGCUGAGCCAGUCAGGUGAUCAUUACAGCAUCGAGUACGACGGGCGCAGCGCCGGGGGCGGGACGCUGCCUCCUCUCUUCAAGAAAUUGGCAAACUCUUACCAGUCUGACGUGGGCAGCAGCGAGAGUGAUGCUGGUCUGGGCGCAUUCAAACGCCAGCUCGAUGACCCGUCUAUGAGUAGCGCCAGUAAGCGGCGCCGCCACAGCGACAGCGGCAACAUGACGCAAGACGUGCUGCUGCUGGCGUUGCCUACACCUCGUGGCAAUAUGAAGGGCUCUCUCAGCCUCGAAGGCGAGCCCCAACAGUCAUCCUCUUGCGCCAACUCUGUUCCCUCUAUAGCUGGAGACGAUCCUUCUUCUUCUUCACUGGAGUCGCCGGCCUCCUACCCAUCGUCUGUGCAACCAUCGAAAGGUUCCCCGAGUGACCGUAGCGUGGAUGGCUCGCCGACCAUCGGCAACUGUAGUGGCCACCGUAAGACGGAGUGGGCACCUCGCGAUGACAGUCAGGACAGCGAGACCAACAGCGUAUUCGGUGAUGAGCUCGAUGAGAGCUCCAUGUUCCGCUGUCCCUCUAAAGUCAGUAAUUGUAGCGGCUUGACAAAUCUAAGCUCAGAGCAAACUAAUCUCGUUUCCGCUGCCCGAGAUGCGCUUCAUCACGAGAGGUCGGCAUCUGAAGGAGGCUCUCUGCCAUGCUCGGUGCUGCGCGACGCCAGCGUCCCCGAGGACGACAAAGCAUGUAGACGCCGGCGGUUGUGGUAUCGCCACCACCACUUCAGCACGCCCGUCAGUGAAGACGCUGGCAACCACACGAGCAACGGAGGCGACCACGCUCUCACCGGCCGCCACCAUCACCGGCUCUCACUGCGGUCGAGUUCCUUGCCCGACCCGCUCACCAUUCCCUUGGGUCCUCUGGACUGCAGUCUUCCUCGCCCUCCGCACUCACCCCUCACCCUGCAUCCCCCUCCCAUCCCCUGCCACUCUCCUCCCUUGCCUCUCAUAACCGUCAGCUCCCCUACAGCGUCUGACAGUUCUCACGAUUCGCACUCCAAAAAUGAUUAUUUGGCCACGCAUGAAGUGGAAACGAACGUCAGCAACCCAAACCUUGUCGUACAGAAUGGCUCUACUGCUGAGCUCAAUGGACUAGAAACGCACGCAGGCGUCUCUAUACGCCCUUCAGUUAUACAGAGUGCGGUGACCAGCCCGCUGUGCAAGCCAAACAGGAGUGAGGGCAUGAUCAGCACUCCAGUCUCCCCUUACCAGGCCUCGCCCCCGCCGGGCACCGAGCACUACCAACUGUCACCUCCUCCGUGUGCCCGGUCCUCGUGUCUGAAGACGGCGCGGCGCACGGCGUCUGACCGACUGGAAGUCGUGUCCCUGGAAGAGCAACACCAGCUCUAGUCUCUAGGCCGGUGUUGCUCUUAGGCAACAACUCUUAGGUGUUGCUCUUCAUCUCUAGGCUGGUGUUGCUAGAAUUAGGCAAGUCCCUGGAAGUGCAACACCAGCUGUAGUCUCUGCUGACCCCGCGCAGGAUCAUCCUCAGUCGAGAACUCAAAAGCUGCGAUGUCAAAUGCCGCAUAUGUAAAAUAUUUUUAUUUAAGCUAUUAGCCGUGCAAGUAUUUACCGUUGACUCAUUGUUAAUUAAAGUAAUUCUAUAUAAUGUUGUCACCGAAGUUUCACUAGUAAUUCAAAUCUCAAGCUCAUAUCUUCUGUCUUUUGAAGGCAGGUUCUAUGAACCACUUGCUAUCUCAAUUAUAGUUAGUGUCUGUGUCUUUACUUAGAUAUCAUCUACCACAAGCUAGUUUUUGUUGGCAUUUUGUUCAAAUAAUUGAUAAAAUAUCUUUAUUGUGAGAUGUUGCGUGUUGAUGGUCGUGUCUGAUCUCUGUAUUCUUUGAGUAUAUUAGGCUGGGGUUAUCUUCGUAACAAAAAACUUGACAAAAAAUUAUUAUUUUCAUAUGUGAUUUCUAACUGGAAUAAUUAAGAAGGAUUCUUGAGGAUAGUAACAGAAGAAGCUUUAAUUAGGAUCUGGGAUCGCUGAUAGAGGCGCGCGCAAUCGUGGGUAGCGCUAUGGCUCGACUAAAGUCUUGGCUUAUGGCCUUGCGUCGCAGUUUAGUGACGUGCUGCGAGUCUUUCCUUCACCUUCUUUGCAAACCAGAAUGGGUCGGUUCUGCCCUAACUAUUGUAGGUGCACAGAAUUUCCCAAUAUAAUCCGCCGUAUUCUCAGCAUUACUUGACAUUAGCAUUAAUUGCAUGGAUGAAACUAAGUGUAGUACGGCAGAGAGUGGGCGGCCGAGGUAGUAAAAUUGUGCGGUUAUAGCACCUAUUACUAUUAUUGCUAAGGCUAUAGAUUAUUUUCUCGGACAAGAUGGCUAGUUAUGAACUAAAUGCAUACUGGCACUUCACGAAAUUUUCAUCAAAUGUAAAUGUUCCUCAUAUUUAAAAUUAGUUGGCUAUAUUAUAAAGCAGCAGAAAUUCCAGGGAACUUAAACAGUCUGUAGGUAGGCAUUGGCGCAAGAGGCUCGCUGAAGUCGAAAUCAUUCGUAGCUUAUUUUUACAAUGUAUUUAAUACCAACCCAGCGUUCAAAAGCAAAACAUGUACAGAUUAUAUUAAUAUCUUGUUGUAAGAUUUUUUCUCUGAAAUGAUAGUGGAGAUUUUCCCCCGUAAUAAUUGUUAAAUACGUAGGUAGAUAUCAGGAGCGUAAAGGUGAAGCAAAGAUGCGAGGUUCGUGCUUGGACGGCAUGAAGGCAAGCCAGAAUGUAACUAGAAGCGCUCCAGCACUCGCAGGUCGUUUCGUCUGUUCUACAACCACUGACAAAUCUUCAUGUAGAGACAAACCUCAUCUUCGUUACGUGAUCACUUCUCACAUUACUAGCGCUCAGUCUUCAAAUAAUUCGCCUCUGUUUGAAGUGGGGUCAGUUUCUAUCAAGUUUUUCUGCAGGACUUAACAGUAUUUCAUAUUUCGUCUGAUUGUUAUGGGCCAGCUGCAUUUUAAGGUUUGAAUUGGUAUUGCUUACUGGUAUAAAAUUGCCCAUUACAAACCUACGCUUAUCUUCAUAGAUUUACUAAUGCCAUGUCUCGCAGUUUUAUUCUAUGUAAAACUUGAGCUGCACGAAUCGGUUGCCCUUUAUAUGCUAUGUCCUCAUAUGCCUUACUUUUCUAUGCCCGCAUCUCCUUCAUCAUAUCUUUCUCCUGCACCAAAUCUCGGUCGUGAGCUUCGUACCAGCGAAUUUAAUCUACUUUGUACUAGUGAAAUAUCAUCGGCCAUACUAGCCUCGGUACACAUGCUGGUGAAGUGCGGCCAGCUGUGUUGGUGGUGCCCGAGCGUCAAGCCAGCAGAGGUGCCGGAAGAGAGAGGGACGCCCUACAACCAUGGACAGAAUGCAAUAUUCCCAACACAAGUGGGUUUGUUUAAGAUAAAACUUAUCAGUUACGCAGUGGUCGUUUUGUUUUAUGUAAGUAUAUAUCAAUAUUCGUCAAGCAUGUUCUUUAAACGUACAACUAUUCACUUGUAAACUUCUCAAUGAGUUAUAUGAAUUGCUUGAUAACAUUACCACGCACAACGUCUGCGAUCACCUCCACGCAACUACCAUAGCUAGUCUCGGUCCAUCCAUAUUGAGAUGGCACUUAUAGUGACGCUGCGGCUGAGAGGUCGCAUCACAAGAUGAGUGUUGAGGCACAUAGUUCGCUCAUUCUGGUGCUGUACGACUGGCAUUGUACGCUGGGCGGAUGUGCGGGACGCGAUACCGCUCUUGCAACAGCCCAGUUCGUUCUGAAUGGUGAGUAAUGGUUCACCGAAACUACCAACCAAAUUGGGUUCAUCAGUAUUGAUAAAGUUCUAUUUAGCUGUUUCCGGGAUUAUAUCUCACUAUUAUGCUGAGUCUAGAGAUUCUUUAACUGUUAUUUGGAGUUUAUUUUUUUAUUUUUUGAGUGAUGAUGGUUGUCCACGCUGGACUCGCUAGGCGCCGUAUUGUGAAGCAGUGUAACGUUUACCACACUGCUAACAACCGCUCCGUUGUGUUCUCAGCGGAUGUGUGUUAAGAAGCUAGAAAGACAAGUCCAACUACAUUGAAUCGUGGACGGAUUAAAAUAAUACAUAUUUUGGGACAAAUUGGCAUGUUGCACGGACAAUUUUAAUCGGUUGGCUAUUUCGCACACUGAUGACGUUUAGCGCAACGGUCGCUACAAUCUGGUCUAGCUCGAGUCGUCUUCUUGUUAACCUAUAAUUUAUUAGCUCGCUCUAAAUAUUUUAAACUUACUGUGCAAAUCGUAUUCAUGUAUAAAUUACUUUAAUUACGGUGAAUUCGUUUUAUUUCUAAGGGAUAUUCCUGUAAGGCAGCGUUGUUGCUGCGUAGUGACGAGAUAAUCUUAACAUAUUAGCCCUGUGAUCACUUCACGGCUCUCCCGGCUGAGCCACGUCAUGUGUACGUCUAUACCUUGUGUUCACAAUGUCUAUAUUAUAUAUCUGAACUGUUCGAAAUAUGUUAGUCUGUACCUUGCUAGAUUUAAUGGGCAGAUGGAGGGAUUAUUUUAGAAAAAAAUUGUGCGACAUAAAUACUCAUUUGGAUAUCUAUUGCUGCUUUUAACCUCUAAUCUGAACUCAUAAAAAUUUGAAUCCCAACGAAACCUUGAGGUCUCUUGUCACGUAUCUAAUCUUUUCCAAAGACCUAUGAAUUUUGGCGUAACUGAGGCAUUGACGCUGAGCGCCUCGCCAGAGCUUGCGGUAUCUUAACGGCGAGUCCCAGGGGUGGCCUCAGUUGUUAUUCACUUGGCAUUUCUUUCACUCCCUUCUCGUCUCUUUGGCGCUGCUGCGACAUUAAGUACAGUACAAGCAUCUUCGUUGCUACUCAUACUCGCCAGCCUCAGCGCGAUGGCCAUUUGCCGCCUUUUUCCACCCGUUGCUGAUUAAUAUUUAUGAUAGGCCUUGCAUAUAUAAACAUUUUAAUCAACAAUAGAUAUAUUUAGGCCUUGCAUUUUAAAAUUGUUCUGUAACAGAAAAAUGUGUCCACUACACAACAACUACUCGUACAACUCCACGAAACUUGUUUAUUCUUCUUUCAGAACAUUCUAAGAUCAGGAAAAUGCACGCCAGUUCGCUGAUUCUUGUCAGGUUCCGGUAUAUCCGUGUCAUUGAUGUUGUCUUUUGUUGCUGCUGAAGAUUACAAAGAUUACACUCAGAGGAAUAUGGAGAUUUAGUCCAAAUAGCGAUUCAAUUAUUGCUCGUAUGAGUCAUGUUGAUUCAGUUUAUUGCGUUUUAUUAUCAGUCAAACACUCUGAAGUUGAGUUAAACACGCAGAAAAUGAUCGAACUAAGACAAAUUUAUUUAGGUUGCGCGCUAGGAAUUAUAAGAAUACAAUCUUGGCUAUAAUUGUGAGUCUUAAAGCUUCUGUACCCAUCAAGUGCAUCAUGAUCGUUGAAGGCCGAAAACGAACCAUGCGUGCUGCACAAGGUGCAUACCGUAUUUCUUUUUAUUAUCUAAGUAUCGUGUCCAUUAUUUUUCUUCGUUUCUUGUCUAUUAACUUGUCUAAGCACAAAUUUUCUCCUGGCACCGAUACCAAAACUUUGUAACCUGAGCAAUGAGCUUGUGAACAAAAGGAUACACGGUAUAAGCAGAAUCUCUUGUUCGUGUCCUGCAAUGAGAUUAACGAUGUAUUCCGGUGCGAUCAAGAGGUUCUGGCAUCGACCUUACCUGUACCAGACAUCUGACAUAAAAAAAUAACGUUGAAAUAAUGUUGAUCCUACCAAACGCUUUUAAUUCAACGUAAAUUUGAUUCAACGUCAGAUGUCAAUAGUGAAUAGUAUUUACACUAGAGGAUGUUUUGGAUCGGCGUAGGGGCAUUUCUUAUACCUUCUUUGUUAAUUGUGGUAAUGUGGAAAGUUGAUUGCGGUGUGCAAUCUUCCGGGAGAGUUUUCAUCUCGCCUCGUCUACUUAGGACUCAUUGUUACGUCUGGUAAUCUUUCCUGCGGUGUAACGUCGCACAAUGUCGUGAGGAGUAAUUUUUGUGCCAUACUAGCACAUACUCUAGAAGCAGGUGCAUAUGCAGUCUCAACAUUCAUUACUUCUAUUGCGAAAGUUGAUGAAAAGCUCGAGCUUAUAUUGCGUUUGCUGUAAUUUCUUUACAUUGCGGUCCCAUUAUUGCUCCCUAUUCGACUUUGGAGGUGCGUUGUGAAUAAUUUCAAUCUACUCGUAAUUUUUUCCUCUAGCGGAUGUACACGAGGAGAAAGAAGCACGAGUGAUUGUAUGCAGAUUAUGAUUGAUCUCCAUGUGCAUGGUUUAUUGAUAAUGACAUGGUUCAUUUGAAACGAAGGAGCGUAUUUGUGGGGUGAACAUCCCACCUGUGUUAUGUUAUUGCAGCCGACUAAAGAAUGAUGGUGUACUAUUUGCAUGACCAUCCCAAUUUUAGGAUGUUUUUGUAGUUCCCAGUUAGGGCUUGUGGAGAGAACGCACAAAUUAAAGAUGAAAUACGUUCGUUACAUGAAUAAUAAUACGUCUUAUUAUAGUACAUUCCUACCUUUUAGCUUGAGGUAUGACCAGCUUUUGUGUAUCAAUUUGUUGGUACUGAUAUAUUUUUUCCAAAUUAAAAUUAAAUUCUGUGUAAAUAAUUUCAUAGAUUCUGCAUUUCAUAGCUUCCUCCCAGAUUGUAGUACUUUACAGUCCCAUUGUUCUAUUAGUUCUUUGUCGAAGAAAUUAGAUGUGCUUGAAAUUAUGGGGCAUAGAGUGGCAAAAUUAUUUUGGCUUUAAAAGGGUUUUGCAGUUGAUCAUACUUCUUCAGCAUCCCAAUCAUAGAAAUGAGUGAGACGAUGUCAAAAUAGCGAUGCACUAAACCCCCUGUAUGGGUCAACCUAACCUAGUCUGGCUCAGCAACAUCACUAUUUCGUCGACAUGACUCAUUCAUGUGAGCGCUCCAUCUGAGCGUGCAGACACAAGCGUUACAAGGACGGCCCGGCAGAGCCCAGCGCCGCGGCUCUCACGUGACAUUUGGCUGCGAGUACAACACGCCUCUUGAACCUCCCGCGGUUCCUUAAAAAACUCGCCCUUCUCGAGCAUCUGUUUUCUGCGAACAUUCUCUUUUGCUGCUAGCGCGUUGCUGCACAUUACUCUUGCCUUGCACAUUCCUUUCUCUGUUCCUUAUAUACCCGUGAUUAUUCUAGUCUUAAUAUUUUUCUCAGCCAGUCUUCUUCAUAUAUGAGUAGGUAUGAAGCAUCUUAAUUGUUAACUGCGUAGUGUACAUUUAUGAUUAGUAUUUCGUUGUAUUUUGUGGUAAGAAUUAACUUUCUACCUCUCUUUUAAAAUUGUUGUUUUGUAAAGAAGUUUAUUUGAGUUGUUAUAAACGUAUCUACCCUUCUGUUAUUGAUGAUAUAUACAACUUUACUGAGAGCUUUACUACGAAUAGAAGUUAAUGCGUUUUUCUAGUAUAAUGCACAACCAGUUAUUAUCUUCGUAUCUUGCGCAUUGCCUGCGCUGCCGCGAUGAAAGGUGGCAGCGCGCGUCAGUGUUAAGUCUACGCGGGGGUCGCGUGUGGAGAACAGCCAGAAUUUAAUGUGUAACGUGUGCAAAUGAUGGCGCCACGCUCUGCUCCAUCUCACACCAAUGCUGGUCACAAUAUUGCAUCGAGGAUGUAAUCUGACGCCUGAUUCGCGGACAUUAGAACAGAAUUAUCGCUAGUUCGAGAUAUAUGUAUUAUAGUACAGUAGUGUGCAGGCUUACUAGUAUCGCAUCUUUCCUUGUUAUAGUUCAUAUUAUGAAGUCUUAUCAAUUUAUCAUUGCUCUAGGUGCUAAUGUCUCAUUUCCUUAAUGGUUCGUACGUCAGCCUUACUUGCAUGCAAGAUUCAUAUCGUACCUUUCUGGGACGAAAUUUCGUACCCAGGACAACAGAAACUUUUUCUGGAAGCUUAGAGCCAAACCUGCGUUGAAUUCUCUGUUGUGUAGUCGCCCGAGUGUCAUUUUGUAUUGAGUAGAAAUAAAGCUCCAAAUUCUC
Hyalella azteca is the source of this 9046-nucleotide messenger RNA. RefSeq names its product protein artemis. The transcript has 9 exons. The record is from RefSeq and is a predicted model, not a curated record. The coding region runs from base 80 to 2470 and encodes 796 amino acids. Gene Ontology annotation, molecular function: 5'-3' DNA exonuclease activity; damaged DNA binding. Gene Ontology annotation, biological process: double-strand break repair via nonhomologous end joining; protection from non-homologous end joining at telomere; interstrand cross-link repair. NCBI's taxonomy places the organism in Eukaryota, Metazoa, Arthropoda, Malacostraca, Amphipoda, Hyalellidae.